Molecule: messenger RNA, 762 nt
Organism: Zasmidium cellare ATCC 36951
Lineage: Eukaryota; Fungi; Ascomycota; Dothideomycetes; Mycosphaerellales; Mycosphaerellaceae
Exons: 2
Coding region: 1-762 (253 amino acids)
Source: RefSeq, a predicted model, not a curated record
AUGGCUCUCACAUCCACCCUCUCCGGCCGCACCGCACUCGUAACAGGAGGAGCCCGUGGAAUCGGAGCAGCGAUCGUUCGGGAUCUCGUCGAUCGCGGCGCCAGUGUCUUCUUCACCUACCUCUCCAACAAAGACCUCGCUACGGACAUGUGUCGCAAGCUGUCAUCUGGAAGCCAACGAGUGGUAGCCUUCCAAGCCGAUGCGUGUGACCGAGCGAGCGACGGGAAGAUAGUUUCUGCAGUGCUUGAAGCGUUUCCAGCGGGAAUCGAUAUCCUUGUUCACAAUGCAGGGGGCUCGGUGGUUAAGCCCUUGGAGGACUUGACGUACGAGGAGUACAGGCGGGUGUAUGAGUUGAAUGUUGCGGCGCCGCUGUUCCUGACGCAGGCUUUGCUCCCGAAUCUGAAAAGGCCUGGGAGGAUCAUUUUGAUCGGUUCGACGGGUGCGAGGUUGGGGAUGUUUGGCGGGAGCCUGCUUGGUGGUGCGAAAGCGGGAGUGGAAGGUAUGAUGAGGACAUGGGCUCAGGAGUUGGGGCCUAAAGGUGUGACGGUCAAUUGCGUUUGUCCUGGAGCUACAGAUACGGACAAGAUGGCGAAAGGAGCACCCGAGGUCAUCGAGAAGUACUUCAAGGCGAGGACACCGAUUGAGCAGAGGCUAGGUCGUCCGGAGGAGUUCGCUACGGUCGUUGGAUUCGUGGCGAGCGACGAUGCCAGAUGGAUCGCUGGGAAGUGUAUAUUAGCUUAUGGUGGUCAUUAUAUGAUAUAG